AAAUUCAAAAAAAACCAUGUCUUAUUUCUCUCUCUCACCAACCAAAUUUUGCCAUGUAAAUUAAAAAUCAUUCUAAAUUUGCAACCACCUUGCACAUCUUUUUUUUUCUUUAAUUGUCGUGGCAAAGUUUCAUUGGUAGGACAGAAAAAUCAGACACCCAUGGGGACUGAUGAUUUUGGUCCCCAAGUUCUAACACUUCCUCCUAUUUCUUCUCAACAUAUAAGCCAUCACACCCCACACCCUCUAGUGAGUUAACAAGCGCAAACUCAAAUUUUCUCACUAGUAUCUUCACCAUGCCAUCAUCAAAUUAUUUUCAAUGGCUUAGCCUUGUGGGCAUCAUUUGGCUCCAAGCCAUAAAUGGCACAAAUACAAAUUUCCCUGCUUACUCCUCCCAGCUAAAACAAUCCCUUUCCAUGUCCCAAGUGCAGCUCAAUAACCUUGCUUUUGCCUCUGAUGCAGGCAAACUUUUUGGCUGUUUUUCUGGCAUGGCUGCAGUUUACCUCCCUCUUUGGCUGGUCCUCAUGAUCGGUUCGACUCUCGGGUUAAUCGGCUAUGGUGUUCAAUAUCUCUUCAUAACAAACCAAAUUCCAUCUCUGUCCUAUUGGCAUGUCUUCUGUCUAACAGUUCUAGCAGGGAACAGCAUUUGUUGGAUCAACACUGUUUGCUAUGUUGCCACAAUAAGGAACUUCUCUUCUCAUCGCCAAGUUGCCGUGGGAAUAACAACUAGUUACCAAGGAUUAAGUGCAAAGAUUUACACCAGCAUUGUUGAUGCUAUCUCAGGACACAACAAAAAAGCUAGAAUCUUUCUGUUUCUAAACUCUGUAAUGCCUGUGAUAGUUAGUCUUAUUGCAGCUCCACUAGUCCGGGAAAUUGAAAUCACAAAGGCUAAACACAUGGAUAUGGGAUUUGUUGUUAUGUUUGUUGUUACAAUUGGCACUGGAUUAUAUGCUGUAAUGAGUAGCUUGGAAUUUGUGUCAAGUAAAUUAUCUCCAAGGAGUAACCUUAUUGGAAUUCUAGUGUCACUUUUUCUCCCUCUUAUAGUUCCAGUUUCUAUGAUGGUUAGUGCAUUAGUGAGGUCUUGGCACACAAACAGAGAAAAACUAAGAGUCUAUCAUUUUACAGCAGAGGAAAGUCCAACCAAAAAUGAAGAGAGGACAGACUCAGAAAAUGAAGUUAAAGAGGAUGAAACUUGUGAUGAAGUUCAAGAGGAUCAAGAUAUCAGAGAAGAUAUUGGAGUGAUGUUGAUGCUGAGAAGAGUAGAUUUCUGGUUAUAUUUUUUUGUCUAUUUAUUUGGUGGAACACUUGGUUUAGUGUAUCUUAAUAACUUGGGACAAAUAGCUGAAUCCAGAGGUUGCUCUGGUACUUCAUCAUUGGUGUCUUUGUCUUCCUCUUUUGGGUUCUUCGGCCGUCUCAUGCCAUCUCUUGUGGACUACUUUUACAGGGGCAAGAGUAGAAUAUCAAGGCCAGCUUCAAUGGUUGCAUUGAUGGUUCCAACAGCAGGGGCAUUCUUCUUACUUCUCAAUAAAACUCACCUCACCCUAUACAUUAGCACUGCCAUAAUUGGUGUGUGUACUGGAGCAAUCACUUCAAUUGCUGUUUCCACAACCACCGAGUUAUUUGGAACAAAGAGUUUCUCUGUGAACCAUAAUUUGGUGGUGGCCAACAUUCCAGUGGGGUCCUUUGUAUUUGGUUACUUGGCUGCUAUUGUUUACCACAUGCAAGGACAUGGACAUGGGAAAUGCAUGGGCAUGGAAUGCUACAGAAACACUUUCAUCGUUUGGGGUUCCCUUUGUUUCUUUGGCACUUUCUUGGCUUUGAUUCUACAUGCAAGGACUCGCAAGUUUUACUCACAAAAUACACUAGGGUAAUUGGGCAAACAUUUUUUUUCCAUUUAUACACCUAGCUAGUCAACAAUCCUAACACCCUUGAGUGUAUAUGUUGAAAUAUAUGUAAAUCACUUGUCUUUUAUACAAGUCUUUUUUUUUUCUGCUAGCAAAAGAAUAUACAUUUUCUCGAUGAAAAAUGUGGGCUCAACGCCCGAGAGGAAUAAAAUCAAUAAAACCAAAAGACUACUCUUCUAUGAUAAA
This is a messenger RNA of Lotus japonicus, 2087 nucleotides long. Its product is annotated as protein NUCLEAR FUSION DEFECTIVE 4-like. NCBI's taxonomy places the organism in Eukaryota, Viridiplantae, Streptophyta, Magnoliopsida, Fabales, Fabaceae. The record is from RefSeq and is a predicted model, not a curated record. The transcript has 2 exons. Bases 294 to 1868 code for a protein of 524 amino acids. Gene Ontology annotation, cellular component: membrane.